CCUAGAGGUCCGGUAUCAGUAAGCAAUCAGAAGCAUGAACCCGAGCCCACUAAUCCAGACUCUUGGCUUUGUCAUAUCAUGAAGAGCAGGGGAGGCCUAAUCUCCAGCCUAUCUUAUCGAGGAGAUCAGAAUCAUAUCCGGAGUAACCUUCCCUGGGAUAGCACAGGCGUGACCAUUGUUACUGUAGCUUUGGUCCCUUAUCUGUGGAUGAAGCCAAGCAGUAGGCAUAGUGCUGCGACUUAUACUAGCAGGGAUUUUAUUUGUAAAGCAGCGCUUGAAUUGAAGGAAGGUAAGAAGUCAAGUUUAGUUCCAGAAUUGCGUAGAUUACUCUCCACAGCUUGAUAAGCUGAUUAUACCAGUUUAUUUGACCUAAGGCUCCAUUCCGUCAAUCCACGUCCACAGUCCUAGCGACUAGUAUUUAGCACUGGACGGUUUAAACUGCAUGCUAGCUCCAUCGUGGAUAUCCUUGUUAGAGUACCUGCACAAUAUUAUUCGCCAUCGUGCCAAAACGCACUCCCAUUUCCGAACGAGGAUAUAGCAUACUCCCUCGCGAAGGACGGAGGGUUAUCAUCCACCAUCAGCUAGGUUACUACCACGAGCAACCACGUUUCUACACUUAUUUUAAUGCCAAGCAUGCCCAGAAGAAAGUUAUUUUUGUUCGUCAUCUGGGACUAUGACCUACCAACGUGUAUCAUUUGGUAUAUAUGGAUGACUGUUUUGUGGAAGCUUCAAUGUCUCCAUCGCAAUAAUCAUUUAUGAGUGGGAGGCAGGCAGCAGUCAGGACAUUGCGGUGCACUGGUGCUUUGCCCAGUGAGGGAGGGUCAAAAAGUAUGCGAGCAUAAGCAUAUAUCUAAC
Aspergillus pseudotamarii is the source of this 855-nucleotide messenger RNA. RefSeq lists its product as uncharacterized. The record is from RefSeq and is a predicted model, not a curated record. Lineage: Eukaryota; Fungi; Ascomycota; Eurotiomycetes; Eurotiales; Aspergillaceae. The coding region runs from base 79 to 342 and encodes 87 amino acids. The transcript has a single exon.